AUGGAAGAAGCACUUACUAAGCCAAGGAAUGUUACUCAUACCUUAUAUAAAUUAUAUAACUGGUUACAAAUGGAAAUAAUUGAUCUUAAUCCUGAAUUCCAAAGAGAUGUUGUAUGGACAGCAAUUAAACAAUCUCAUCUAAUAGAUUCAAUCCUUAACAACUUUUACGUUCCACCAAUAAUUUUUUCUUGUAAAAAGUUAGAUAACAAAAAAUGGAUCAGAGUAUGUAUUGAUGGUAAACAAAGGUUGACUGCUAUCAGAAAAUAUAUGGACAAUGAAAUUCCACAUAGUAGCCCAUCAGAUGGAAAUAUUUCUAAAAAAUUUUAUAAAAAUACUAAUGGUAAAAAGGCAUUGAGCGAGGCUGAAAGAGAAUUAUUCGAUUGUUCUGAAUUGCUUUGUGUUGAAUAUUAUGAUCUUUCAUUGCAACAAGAACAGGAAAUUUUUAGUAGGGCCGAAGCAAUGUUAGAAGGUGUUGAAGAAUCGAGAAAAAAAUCUCAUGAUGAAUCUUCAACUACUCCAACAAGAAAUAAUAACAAUGAUAUAAAUAAUGGUGUUUUGUAUGACGUAGCCGGUAAUGUAAAAUUCGGCGAAUUUCGAGCCUAUGAUGAAUUCGAAAAG
Molecule: messenger RNA, 618 nt
Organism: Entrophospora sp. SA101
Lineage: Eukaryota; Fungi; Glomeromycota; Glomeromycetes; Entrophosporales; Entrophosporaceae
Source: the annotation of a GenBank genome assembly